AUGGACAUUGACAACCACCACGACCGCGACGACGAGGGUCGUAUGAUCAUGACAAGAGAUUCGUCCUCCCCAAGCCUCGGUCUAGGGGUACCACCAGAUCCAAACUCGAACGAGUAUGCAGACACGGUGCAAUUCGGCGAAGCGGACGUGUUCCCAGACCAGGCUGGCAUAGCAUCAGCGAGAGGUGCGUCGUCGGUCGGCCUCGAAUACUUAGGUGCGCCGCCAGAUCCAGCGUCGGAAGAGUACAAGAGGACAGUGCAGUUUGGGGAAGGAGACGUCUUCCCAGACCAACCUCAUCUCAACAAGCGGGGCCAGGGUUCCAAUACCAAGUCCUCCGACCACGACGACGAGGCUCCAAGCAGCACAAGGACCCGGAAGAAGACCCGGCCAGAGAACAGCACGGUGGCUCGUAGGUCAGGCAGAAUUCCUGAGCCUUCGACGAAGGGCAAGCAGAUUCUGGCCGAAGCAAAUCGACAAGGCAGAGGAAGUGACUUUUCUGGGGCUGCCACCAGCGUCAACACUUUUGGAGAAACAGGGGAGGAGGAGGGAGAGGUUGAGGCCAAUGAAAUGGCAACCAGGCGUGGAAUCACAACAUCAUCCACGAGGAAGACAGCAGUCGCAUCAUCAUCAAAUGAUAUGCCAUCCCGGUCGAUUGGACCGGCGAAGAAUGUGGCCUGGCAGUCGAGCGAGGAGCUGAAGAUCGCCCUCCGCAUGGUGUACUCUAAAGAGUACGAAUCUCAACUCAAUACGCCCCAGAGAAAGGCCGAUGUUUGGAACGAGGCGGUCAAGGACAUUGAGACCAUCAAAGCUCGUAACGCCUUUGUGCCAGAGCAGACUAUGGCCACCCAGUACUCUGAGCGUAAUUCAAGCAGGAAGAUUCCAAGUGUAACCCAUUGGAAGACUGUGAUCGAGAAGAUGGCACCCGAUGAUCCGAAGUGGGUCGACAUGAAGCAGAAGUUCGACGCGGCGAUCGUUGAGCUUGAUCGGACCAAUAGGUGGAGCACCACUAUACUUCUGCCGUAA
Molecule: messenger RNA, 1023 nt
Organism: Sphaerulina musiva SO2202
Lineage: Eukaryota; Fungi; Ascomycota; Dothideomycetes; Mycosphaerellales; Mycosphaerellaceae
Exons: 1
Coding region: 1-1023 (340 amino acids)
Source: RefSeq, a predicted model, not a curated record